Molecule: messenger RNA, 619 nt
Organism: Liolophura sinensis
Lineage: Eukaryota; Metazoa; Mollusca; Polyplacophora; Chitonida; Chitonidae
Product: receptor-type tyrosine-protein phosphatase kappa-like
Exons: 6
Coding region: 41-619 (192 amino acids)
Biological process (GO): protein dephosphorylation
Molecular function (GO): protein tyrosine phosphatase activity
Source: RefSeq, a predicted model, not a curated record
UUCAGCGAACAGUUCAAUUCCAUCUGUGAACUUUGCCAACAUGUACUCUGACCUUUGCACUGUCGACCCCGAGACCGGACAGUCCAAGAUGGCCGCACAGUUUGAGGUCCUCCGGGAACUCUCACAACCCGCGAACAAGAUGCAAGUGGAAUCAGCCAGACAUCCGGACAACAUUUCCAAGAACAGAUACUCCAAAUUGUUAGCCCUUGAUAGCUGCAGGCCAUACUUGUCCACGCCAGUGUCCGGAUCUAACGACUACAUCAAUGCUGUAUAUCUUCCGGGAUACAAACAGAAGAGGAGUUUUAUCCUAACUCAGACUCCUCUACCCAACACGGUCGUGGAUUUCUGGCGUCUGGUCUGUGAUCACAAAGUCAGUACCAUUAUCAUGUUGGACCGCGUGAAAACAGGGGAUAAGAAUGUUGGGGUGUAUUGGACAGAUAAGAAGGAAACGUUUAACCCGUUCGAGGUGGAGGUGACAGAUGUUGACCAGAGAGUGGAAUUCUCCACUUGGACUUACGAACUGAGCCACAAAGACAAGAAAGCACCUCAGCCCAUCAGACAAUUCCGCUGCCCAUUUUCACGAGUGAACCAACACUGGAGACUAUACCAACGCUUUUGA